AUGCACCCAUUACCACGCCUAUCGAAGGCUCCAGAACAGAGUAAUGACAUUUCUGAAGUUUUGGUCGUUGGAGCUGGCCCAGCGGGCCUGUUCAUGACUUUGAACCUCGCUCAUUUGGGACUUACCGACACUUCUCUUCUAUGUAUCGAUGCUAAAUCUGGUCCGACACCCGCAGGCCAUGCCGACGGCCUGAACGGACGCACGCUGGAGAUCUUUCGCACGGUCCAGAUUGAAGGUGACAUCCUCCGUGACGCCCCUAGUAUAUGCAGUUACGCAUCCUGGUACCGGCCAAACGGUGACCCAGACAGCUUCCAUAAGGGCUCCGAGCAGAUCGCAAACACAGUAGCCCCAGCACGGUACGGUGAUUAUAAACUUAUGCAACAAGGCCGUCUUGAGCGCGUCUUUUUGCGCGAUCUCUUCGACUACUCGACGCGUGGUGUGCAGUAUUCAACUCAGUUGGUUGACGUCAAUCUUGACGAGACGGAUCCGGAACGGCCAGUGACUGCAGUGGUAGAGACGGACGGACAUCGAAGGACUCUACGGACGAAAUAUCUCAUCGCUGCCGACGGUGCUCGGUCUGGCAUCCGCCAGAAACUUAACAUCGAGCAAGAAGGACAGAACUUACCUCGCGUAUGGGGCGUCAUCGACAUUGUUGUCGACACCGACUUCCCGGACAUACGCAAGUUUACUCAGCUGCCUGGGCACCUUGGUGAAGGGAGAGGGCACGCGUUCAUCAUCCCUCGCGAGAAGAUGAGCAACGGCGAGCCGAUGACACGGUUUUACGUCGACUUGACAGACUAUUCGGAGUCAACAGAGGGCAUGUCGGACACGCGGGCAUUCCGAGCGAGCAUUACCGUCGACAAAAUCAUGAAGAAGGUGCGCGAGAAACUACACCCAUACCGCGUGGACAUGAAGAAGGGCACACGACCGAUCUGGUGGGCCGCGUACCCCAUCGCUCAGAAAACGGCAAAGGAACAAAUCGUGCGAGACUCCCAGAGCCACCCCCGAAUCUUUCUCGCAGGCGACUCAAUGCACUCGCACUCACCCUCUCAAGGCCUUGGCAUGAACAUGGGCAUUCAAGACGCCUUUAACCUCUCCUGGAAACUUGCCUACGCUAUACAUGGCCUCACGGUCUCGCCAACCUCCCUGCUCGAUACAUACGAAUCCGAGCGCCGCCCGGUCGCCCGCCGCCUCAUCCACCUCGACCGCGUAUGGAACUCGACCGGCAAGACAGAGCAGCCCAUCGAGGCGCGCCUGCACGACAUGGCAGAGUACAUGACCUGCUGCGGCAUCGAGUACGGGCCCAGCAUGCUCGUCUCGCAGCCCACCAGCGCCGCCGAGCACGACUCCAAUACCGCAUCCCGUCCGCCCAAUUCCGCGUCAACGGCGCAUGGCCCUGUUUCCGGCACAGACUAUCUUCACGGCGUCCUACGACCGGGCCGCCGUUUGCUCAAUAUCGCACUGCGACGGUUCGCCGAUGGACAUGGCUGGGACAUACACGACGACUUGCGCGCCGACGGGCGGUACCGGGCUGUUGUGCUCGCCACAGUGAAUUUUCCGCACGGGCUGCGAGAUCGAAGCGCUGUGGCGCAUGUGUGUGGUGCUACGGUACAUGCGUUUGUGGCGGGAGGAGCUCCUAUCGUCGAGGCGGUCAUUGUGUAUCCCGGUUCGGGGGAGUGUGGGUGGGGCUGGAGGGAUGUACCGGAGGCUGUAAAGAAACAUUGUGAAAUGAGGGUUUACGGGGCGCAGAGGGAGGAGUAUGAGAGGUAUGGUGUGGAUGUGGACAGAGGCGCUGUGGUUGUUGUGAGGCCGGAUGGGGUUGUUGGGUGGGUGGGUGAGCUGGAUGAUGUGCAAGUGAUGGACGAGUUUCUUGGGCGGGUGCUGAGGAGAAAGAGUGUUGACGAGCUCGUGGACAGGAGCGAGGCGGUGGAUUGUGAUAUUGGCAGUCGUGGAGUGCUGUGUGGGUGA
Messenger RNA from Pseudovirgaria hyperparasitica, 1968 nucleotides. RefSeq names its product FAD/NAD(P)-binding domain-containing protein. Lineage: Eukaryota; Fungi; Ascomycota; Dothideomycetes; Acrospermales; Acrospermaceae. Gene Ontology annotation, molecular function: FAD binding. The transcript has 3 exons. Bases 1 to 1968 code for a protein of 655 amino acids. The record is from RefSeq and is a predicted model, not a curated record.